GUAGAGUUGAUGAAAGCUCGAGGAAUGAGGUCGACAGUGUUGGGAAAGUGAUUGAUCAAACCCUGAGGGACAUCAAAUUUAUGAUGAUUUUUCUUAAUGGAAGUGAUGGAUAUAUUGACGUAGGCCUCCUUGGCAUCCCUCCAUUUGCAAGAUUUGGCCACAAUAUGAUGAUAUGGACCUUCAAUAGGAGCUUGACCAUGCGUCAAGACUAUCAUGAGGUAGUAAACAAGCUAAGAUAUACUCAUGGUUUCAUUAAUUCUUGUUUCUAUAUCAAAAGAUUAAAAAGAUAUCAGAUCUGGGAACUGCUGCAUCAAGAAGCUGCUUCAAUAGUUGCUCGAAUUCCAUGUAUGCUAGAUUUCAACCAGAAAAUGGUCGAAAAUUGUUGCCUCUAUGAAUUAUUUCUGAAACACAAUUUCCACAUCACCAGUAAACUUGAUUGGGCUACUCACGGUUCCAGCUAUUGGAUAUGUGAUGGGAUUAUUACAAGAGGACAUAGCAAGAGAUAACAUUAUCUCAUUGCAUCGACAGAUAAAUUGGAAUUGUGAAGCUCAUUUCCUUGAAAAGGUCAUUGAAAGGUUCAUGGGACAUCCAGAACUACCUUUUCUGGUAAUUAAAGAUGGUGAUGUCUAUGAAGAAGGCACAUACCGUUGGAUUUCAAUCAAAUCAAGGAAUACAAAAAUACAUGGCAUGCAAACUAUACCUACAAUGACAACAUCUUUCUUCUUGGCAUUUGAAAGAUCCGACCAACCACAAACAUUACCAAAUGGCAUGUUUGAACAUUGCAGCAAGCUUGGUGUGCUAGUUCUCUAUUGUUGUGCCUUCAGUUUUGCAUCACCUCCUUUCUUGAAGUGUUGUGGACUAAGAUUCCUUGGACUGGACCACUGCACUGAUGAGAAAGCAACUGAAGGAGAGGAUGAUGCAGAGUGGCUAUGUUUGUCUAGUCUAUGGGUUCUGGACGUACGUUACACAAACUGGAAUGGAAUUUUUUGUGCAGAAAAGAUGGACAUCAUGACUAACAUCAGAGAACUAAAUAUAGAGGGAGAAAUGGGUUGGCAGUACAUAGCUUGCCUACAGCGGCGGCUACCUAACCUCGAGAGGCUCCGGAUAAUCAAGCCAACAUGUAAAUGGGUGAUAUCAGAGGCUGUUGAUAACUACUUCGUAGAUAAGAAAAGUAUGAAAAUACUUGAUUUGUCAGGGAACAGUGACAUGAAAAGUCUUCCAACAAGCCUAUCAAAAGCUAGCAGCCUUCAGAUGCUUGUACUUGAUGGCUGUGAUGAACUGGAAAGCAUUGGUGGGCUACCUCCCUCUCUCGAAUCGGUUAGCUUUAACGGAUAUGGGCCAGCUUCUCAAUGGACACAAACUGUUGAGCUACCUCCAAAACAAUUUCUUCCAUCCAGCAGAACAGAUAAUAAGGAUGUCAGAAUAUCCAAGAUCUCCUUAGCAGGCUGCACCCAGUUGGGGAAUUUGUACUUGUGUUGGCUACCCAACCUGGUGGAAUUGGACCUCUCUGGAACAUCAAUCAAGAUACUUGACUUCAAGACUAUGGUGGUGCAAAUCCCAAGGCUCAAGCGGCUGUUUCUAAAGGAUGCAAGCACCUUCGUGCAAUAACCUUUUUGCACGAGAGUGUUCCUGACCUGGAGUUGAUGUGCAUAGACACGCGAGCUGGAGUCAUGUGUCCUCGACCAUUCAUCAGAAAAAACAAACCCUCUGGGUUGCAGGUGCAUGCUGUUAUUGUGGAUGUGAGGCUUGCUUGCUCCUUGAUGAAUCUGCCCCUUUAUAAACAAGUUGUUCAUUUCUAUAUCCACGUCACCUCCUCACCUGCGUAUGAUGGGGUUGGCUAGUUUGAAUCAACCAAUAAGGAUAAGAUAGGCCCAAGUGAUCAAGAGGGCCCACAACUUAUUCCAGCAGGCCGGUACAGUGACGUACUUGGCAUGGUUAGCGCUGCCCCGACCCCAAUGCUAGCCUUUCCAAAAACUAAAACUAAAAUUUCCAAGCGACAUGUAGAGAUUUCCGAGGGGAGCUUCUACUUGCAGAGAGAACUAGAAAAUGGUAAUGCACUAGGCAGACUGAUAGAAGAUUAUGCGCAAUCCUUGCACGUGCAUGAUGUCUCAGUACGUGUUAUUCUGCCUGCAACCUAUGAGUGGAGCCUUAGGUGGUGCCGCCUGGAAAGGUGCCUGAAAUUGGAUAUCGGUACCUUCACAAAUACCUAUGAAAUUUGGAAAUUGGAGACCUUCUGGGCGUCGGAGCUCCUAAUGACACGCUGGAUUUGGAGUGAAAGUUCAGCCAUCUUGCUCUACUUCAAGAAUCUAUGCCACCUACACCUACUUCAAGACUUCACCUACGCCCGUCCACUCGCGCUACUACAAGAAGAAACUACCCAGGGUCUCCGUCCUCAGGUGAAGUCUGCACCGCUGCUGCUGUUAGUGCUCUGGAGUUCAAACUUGCCAAUGACAACGAGGGAAGCUCCUCCUCCUGUGUUUGGUUUGCUAUUGUGUUCUUGCUUGGACUGCUAUUUUGUGUUGUGUUGCCAAUAUAUGCCUCAGGCGCGAGAGCCUGUCAAAUAAGAGACGGACGGGUUUGUGUUGUGCCUGCAUAGUGCAUACACAGACCUCGCCGAUGCGUUUGUAUAUAUGUGGUUUGCGGUUGCAGCGUCGACCACUGAUGUGUGUGGAUUUGAUGAGUGCUUGGUUGCUAUGUGUGCGGAAUUGUAUUUGCUGCCUGCCUAUGUGUGCCUGCGUGCAUAUACAUGGCUAGCUGCUCACGAGUGUGACUUCUUUGAGUGUGUUUGCCAUGUACUAUCUGAACCAAG
Triticum aestivum (bread wheat) is the source of this 2809-nucleotide messenger RNA. RefSeq lists its product as uncharacterized. The record is from RefSeq and is a predicted model, not a curated record. The coding region runs from base 472 to 1608 and encodes 378 amino acids. The transcript has 2 exons. Lineage: Eukaryota; Viridiplantae; Streptophyta; Magnoliopsida; Poales; Poaceae.